This is a messenger RNA of Cryptosporidium ubiquitum, 570 nucleotides long. RefSeq lists its product as uncharacterized. The transcript has a single exon. The record is from RefSeq and is a predicted model, not a curated record. NCBI's taxonomy places the organism in Eukaryota, Apicomplexa, Conoidasida, Eucoccidiorida, Cryptosporidiidae. Bases 1 to 570 code for a protein of 189 amino acids.
AUGCUAAAUGUUUAUAGAAAAGGUUUCAGAUGGUUAUUUGCCACUACCUUAAUGCUCCUAUUUUGUUUUCUCAUUCUUCCUUCUGGAGCUGAAGAGCAUGAAGAUAUUGUUAAGGUUGUGGAUAAUGACAAAUCUACAAAAGUUGAAGAUGUUUCCAAAAACUCUUUAUCUGAGGAAGUAAUCGAACUUGAGGGUGCAGAUUCGUCUGAGGGGGCUUCUGGAAUUCAAAAUCCGGAGCAAGUUUAUGAGGCAUGUCUCUCAUUGCAUGAGUCUUUUAAAAAAGAAUGUACUGAGGAAGAAAUUCAAAAACCUCUUUCAGAUCUGGUUGAAGCUUGCAGUGAUCCUGUUUUAAACGUUCAGAGUGUAACCGCUAUUGCCUCCAAAAUUGUUAGUAAUUCUAAUGACUCUAACUUUUCAGACUCUACAGAAUGUUCUAUUAUGGUUCUUACCACCUCUUUAUAUAUCUCUUCCAAUAAUCAAGUUGAAGAAGAGGAGGAAAGCGGAUCUCUUGAAGCUGAAUCUCUGGAGACUGAGGACUCACACAUGGAAAGCGAACUUGAGAAUAACUAG